AGAGGGAGGGGGAGAGAGAAAGAAGGAGAGGGAAAGAGAGAGAGGUGGGGAGUGCUUUCUGCUUUGCACAGCGGACUCUUUUCCUUCUCUCUCACACAGAGUGCUGAACCCACAAGCGGCAGGUGUGUGCACCGACCGAGGCUUUCCUCACUUUGACCACGUCUGGGACCAAAUCUGGAUACAAAACCGAGCCGAUAAGUCACACUGAUUCGGCUGCCUACGGCUACAUCUCUGGUUGUGAGGAUGUUGCAGUGAUAAGACAGCAGAGCAUCUCCUUAUCGCACUCAGCCGGCAUCGUCAGCUGUUGCUCUAGCAGAGAGUGGAAGAGUCAGGAGCAACAGAAAAGGCCAAACUAUGGGACUGACUUUCUACCGGUAACCGUUUUCCACCUUUUAGCCGACCGGGGAGCGGAUGCGAGCAGAGGUUGCCAACGAGCCUCUGACUAUUUUCUGCGCUUUGUCGGUGCUGGAGGAGCUGUGCCAAUGGAGAAAGCGACUCCGCCGCCCCAGCCCCAGCUUCAGCUGUCGAUAGCGAAGACUGAAAGUCCAGCAGAGGACAUAUCCGGCCUGACUGAUGAGGAACUGCUCAAGUGGACCAAGGAGGAUCUGGUGCGGCGGCUGAGGAGGUCCGAGGCCGACAAGAUGAGCGUGAUUCUGGACCACGGGAAUCUCAUCCGAGAGGUCAAUCGCAGCCUCCAGCUGCAUUUGAACGAGAUCAGGGGGCUGAAGGAUAUUAAUCAGAAACUGCAAGAGGACAACCGUGAGCUGAGGGACUUGUGCUGCUUCCUGGAUGAUGACCGCCAGAAAGGCAAGCGUGUAUCCAGGGAGUGGCAGCGCUUGGGACGUUACAGUGCCAGCAUCAUGCGUAAAGAGGUGACCCUCUACCUUCAGAAACUCAAGGAGCUGGAGCUUCGACAGGAGGAGGUAAUCCGAGAGAACAUGGAGCUGAAGGAGCUCUGCCUGCUACUGGACGAGGAAAAGGGGGUGGUAGGUGGAGGAGGUGGCAGUGGCGGAAGUGGAGGGGGAGGGGGUGUAGGCAUGGGAGGGUGCCGUAAUUCCAUAGACAGCCAGAAUAGUUUUCUGCUGGUACCUGGGCAUGGGCUCCUGAUGAGGGACGUGGGGGACGGGAGUAGCACCUCCAGCGCAGGGAGCGCAGACAGCUCCGAUCACCCUCACCAUAAGCAGCCUCACCUGACCCCAGGGGUGGGUGGAGUUGGUAUUGGUGGGGAAAAGGGAAGCCCUGAGCUUGUGCACAAACCUAGGUGUAGCAGCAUCAGUGGGAUAGGAGGUGGAAGUGGAGGAGACAGGGAUGUGUCUAGCCCCGAGCAUCCUGCUGGGCGCCACCGGAGUACAAGCCUGGAGUACCCAUACACCCUGCCCCAGCUCUGCCGGCCCCGAUGCGGCUCCAUAUCUGUGCCUGACCACAGCCGAGUCAUGAGGGGCCUCAGCCCGGAAAAAUACGGGAGGAACGUAGGCAUACGCAGUCCAGAGCAGCAACCCAAACACCACAGCUCUGAUAUUGUGUUGGGUCAGAGGCAGCACUUCCUGGGUCAGGGAGACAGUGGGGAGCUCUAUCACAGGCACCACAGAAGCAGCAUUAGCAGUACUGGCUGUGGGAGCCCUGAGCCCCGGCUGGUGCAUUUAGGGACCACUGAGCACCUUGAAAAGGGCUGCGUGGUACAGGGGGGCAGCCCCGAAACUCAUAGGCACCAGUACAGUGUGAGUCCCGACCAUGUGAAGUUCGGCAGCCCUGUGAGAGAGGGGCAGAGGAGGCCGACUGGAGACGAGCUGUCGCCACAUCAUCGGAGCAUCUACAAUGGAAUGAAUGCUUUGAUAUCAGCUGGCUGCUGCACCAACAACUGUAGAAAUGUCAAGCUAUGGGACAGCUUUGAUGCCUCCUCUUGACCCCAACUUGACCAAUUAGGCUCUUCAAAUGGAGGGAGGAUUGCAGUGGCAAAGCCCUCCUGCAUCUCUGGCCUUGAUAGACACGAGAGCCUCUGGACACCACCUUCCACUAUUCCGGAUGGUGCGUCGUCUACGGCCUCAUCCGUGCGACUGUGUCCACAGCCCUGAAACAGCCUGCCUCCAUGUUUUCAUUUCUACGUAUCGAGAGUUUAAGAAAGGGGGGGUGGGGGGAGUUUUAGGGGGAAAGCUUUUAGUACGGUUGGUAAAACUUGUGAAGACAGCUCAGCUAAAUGGAUUAGAGUGGCUAUCUCUCUAACAGUGACACGGCUACCUCCCAGAGAGCACCCAGACGGAGGGAGGGAUGCUUCGGAUUGGUGAGAGAAGAUAAGGGGAGAGGACUCUGCACUGUCUGUGCCACAACCCCUGUGUUUACAAAUGCAGAUCAUUGGUGGAGAAGCACAUAAAGUAAACUUUCUACACCCUGCUGUUCUUAGUUAUUUUCCUGCACUCGCCCCUCUUUCUCCUGUCUUCCUCCUUGUUCUUCCAUUUAUCUCCCUCCUCUCCUACAUCUCCUGAUAUCCAUCAUCUUCAAUGUGUAUAAUGAGACUGGUGUAAUCUAAUGUUCUGUCUCUCAGUCUUCAAAUCCAUCCAGUCUCUUGAUAGCCAUUGUCUUCAAUUUUUUCAACCAUUUCAACUGAAUUUAAAAACAAAACAAAAAACAUAUUUGUCAAAGAUGUUCUAGCAAAAGGAAAAAAAAAAUUCUCUUCCUGUGUCUUAAACCAAGAUGGUCAUUACUAGCUGCUGACAGAUGUUCUAGUUCUAUAAGAUGCAAUGUUCAGGUGUAAUUUUUCUUUUUUGUAUUAUCUUCUUUGCUCCCUUAAAGCGCCUAUAUUCAAGCUGGGGAUAAGGUAUACGUUUCUCCAUGUUGUUUUUUUUACGAGGAAGUUAAAAGUAGAUUAUUGGAUUAGUUUUCUAUAUAUCUAUAAAUAUAAAUAUAAUAUGAUUAUUAUUUUUGACUUACUGGUAUUAGAACUAUUAUAUGAAGAUGCAUAUGAUAUAUAUCAAAUAAUAA
Molecule: messenger RNA, 2976 nt
Organism: Scatophagus argus
Lineage: Eukaryota; Metazoa; Chordata; Actinopteri; Scatophagidae
Gene: ccdc85al
Product: coiled-coil domain containing 85A, like
Exons: 4
Coding region: 483-1904 (473 amino acids)
Source: RefSeq, a predicted model, not a curated record